Molecule: messenger RNA, 1278 nt
Organism: Batrachochytrium dendrobatidis JAM81
Lineage: Eukaryota; Fungi; Chytridiomycota; Chytridiomycetes; Rhizophydiales
Exons: 2
Coding region: 1-1230 (409 amino acids)
Cellular component (GO): COP9 signalosome; cytosol
Source: RefSeq, a predicted model, not a curated record
AUGGACGCAGCGCUGAGUGCGAUUGCGACCACAUGUCCUUCAGACCAACGUCCCGCAAAGUACAAGGAACAGCUGGAUUCUCUUUUAAACCUAAAGUCAGCUUCAGAUGUAUUUGAGCAGUCUCGGGUAUUUAUUCUCCAUGCUGUUCAGGACUCUAUUGGUCUUGUUUUGUCCAGACAGCUGCUUCAAGAUUUUACCUCUUUGUUCUUGACAUGGAGCAAGGAAAAUCCAGACAAAGAGAGUGUCAAGAGUAUAUGGCAGUUUAUGCUUGAGCGUAUGGCCUCGAGAGCCGUUGCUUUUGAGGAGCAGAUUGCUCAAGUACGUGAAAAUCUGGCAGAUCUUUUCGAGGCAGAAGAAGAAUGGACACUUGCUGCCAGAGUACUCCAAGAAAUCUCGAUGGAUUCUGGGCAUCGUACCAUUACACAGGACUACAAACUAAGAAUUUAUAUUCACAUUGUACGCCUGUUUUUAGAGGAUGAAGAUGCAGUUUCUGCCGAAGCUUAUUUGAAUCGAGCUGCACUACUUUUCCCGGACUCGCAAGACAAGGUAAUGCAACUUCAAUUCAAAGCAUGCCAAGCACGCAUGUUGGAUUUUCGUCGAUCGUUUUUACAAGCCGCAUCCAAAUACCUUGAACUCUCGUAUAUCGUUGAUCUGCAUGAUUCUGAGCGAAUCAAUGCCUUGAUACAGGCAGUAACAUGCACGGUUUUGGCUGGUGCUGGUCCGCAGCGCACUCGUAUGCUUGCUGCUCUAUAUAAAGACGAGCGAGUUCGAGAACGUCCAGAACUUAAAGAAUCUGGUGUUUUUGCUAUUCUUCAAAAAAUGUAUCUUGGUCGUGUUCUUCGAUCAUCCGAAGUUUCUGAAUUUGCUGCCACACUCAAACCCCAUCAAUUGGCCAAGUUGGGAGAUGAUACCACCACUGUUCUUGAUCGUGCUGUUAUUGAACACAAUCUACUGAGUGCUAGUCAGCUAUACAACAACAUUACGUUUGAGGAAUUGGGUGGACUAUUAGCAAUUUCUGCUGAACAGGCCGAACAAGUUGCAACCAAAAUGAUGGAGGAAAAUCGGCUUAUUGGAACUAUAGAUCAAAUUGAUCGACUAAUAUAUUUUACUCCUUCGCAUGUGUUGCCAACUUGGGAUACUCAUAUAUCAGGCGUUUGUUACCAACUGGAUGCCAUUAUUGAUGGAUUGAAAGAACAUCAUCCUGAAUGGGCUACCAAGGCACUGGCAUAAUACUAUUGGACUCGCAUUAUUGACUAAUAAAGCAAUGCUUUGACUUUU